AUGGGUGCCCUUGCAGACUUUUUGCUUGAGACGGACGCGAGGGAGUUGAGAUGGAAUAUCAUCUUGGCCGUUGUCGCGAUCCUCGUAUUCAGGCGUGUCUACAUUAUUAUCGACCGCCUGUACUUUUCGCCACUAGCAAAAUUCCCCGGCCCAAAACUUGCUGCCGCCACAAGUCUUUAUGAAUCAUACUACGAUGUCAUCAAGGGUGGAGUUUACUACAAGCAGAUCCAAAAGCUGCACAAAAUCUACGGUCCAAUCCUUCGAGUAAACCCUUAUGAGCUGUCAGUAGAUGAUGGCUCGUUCUACGAUACCGUGUACGUCUCUGGUGGCAUUCGACAAACCGAGGAGUUCAAUUACUUCGUACAGGGCCUCGACUUGGGAAACACUUUCUUUGCCACGAAGGAUCAUAAACUACACCGACAACGGCGCAGACCAGUUGAACCAUACUUCUCGCGCGCUGGAGUAACAAAACUUGAGCCCAUUAUGAGUGAAUGCGUUCAAAAGCUCUCCGAUAGAUACGAUAGCUUCGAAGGUACGGGAAAAAUCUCCCGCGUGGACCAUGCCAUGCAGGCUUUGACUGGCGAUAUCAUUCGCCGCGUCUGUAUUGGCGACGGAGAAGAUUAUCUUGACGACGAGGAGUUCUCGCCCGGGUGGCACGACCUCAUGCACUCCAUCGCACUUUGUAUCCCGGUCUUUGUCGUCUUUCCUUGGGUUAUCCACUUCCUGAAAUUCAUCCCCGAAAAGGCACUCGUCUGGAUUGCUCCUCAUACGCAAGCCUUCAACACCUACCGAGAGAUGGCCACGAAGCACAUCGAAGACACCAAGAAAGAGGAUCCUAGCAAGAUCGAUCUCGACGGAGCCAAGAUUGGUUCCAAGCCCACCCUUUUCCGAUACUUGAUCCACAAGAGUGACCUUUCCGAGGAAGAUAAAGACACCCACCGACUGGCCAACGAGGCGCAGAGCCUUCUCGGAGCCGGCAGUGUCACGACCGCCCGAACUGCAACUGUUUGCAUAUACUAUCUUCUCAAGUGCCCUGAGAUCUGUGUCCGUGUCCAGGAGGAGAUCAAGGAGUUUGUUGCCGACUGGCCAGAGAAGGCACCUACAUUUUCGGAUCUCGAGAAGCUUACCUAUCUUCAAGCGGUAAUAAAGGAAGCUCUACGCGUAAGCUACGGAUCUCUCCACAGGCUCUCUCGUAUCUCGCCCCAUGAGCCACUCCAAUACAAGGAAUGGACCAUUCCGCCCGGAGUUCCCGUCGGGAUGAACGCAUACUACAUGCAUACUGACGCCGAAAUAUACCCCGAGCCUUUCAAGUUCGACCCCGACAGAUGGCUGGAUAACGUCACCCCCGAAAUGAAACGCAACUUCGUCCCCUUGGCGUACGCUGAAAUCAGCCUGGUGUUGGCCGUCCUCUUCCGUCCUGGCGGCCCCAAGUUCAGACUAUAUGAGACUGAUGAGACUGAUAUUGGGUCCCUUCAUGAUUACAUCAUCCCCAUAGGACGUUUUGGCUCGAAGGGGGCUCGUAUCAUUUUUGACUAA
Molecule: messenger RNA, 1536 nt
Organism: Clonostachys byssicola
Lineage: Eukaryota; Fungi; Ascomycota; Sordariomycetes; Hypocreales; Bionectriaceae
Source: the annotation of a GenBank genome assembly